Molecule: messenger RNA, 5575 nt
Organism: Dendronephthya gigantea
Lineage: Eukaryota; Metazoa; Cnidaria; Anthozoa; Malacalcyonacea; Nephtheidae
Exons: 3
Coding region: 1403-4849 (1148 amino acids)
Source: RefSeq, a predicted model, not a curated record
AGUUAGUAAAUUGUGAAAAGAUGUACUAAAUCCACCGUCUCACUAACGUUUGGUCAAGAUUGUAGUUCUUAUGUGCUCGUUGGAAAGUGUGACCAGAUCUAGUAAUUUUUAUUACAAAAUGCGACGCGUCAUAUUACAUAAUAUGUAGAUAGAAAACUAAGUGACAACAAAAAUAUUUCUUGAGAAAGAAGACAAUCCAAAAUGGAGGUAACAAGAGUGCAAGCAAAGAUUGUUAUAUUUAUAUACAUAUUUUCUGCAAAAUAUCUUUAAUUGGAAUUGGCUUUUCCUUGAAUAUAUUGUAAUAACUUUUUUACUUUGCUUUUGAAGAAAAAUUGUUUCACGACGAGUGGCAGGGGCGAGGGGAAUUUUGGAAAUGGGGGGAGGAAGGCUAUAUCUAUGUAACCCCACGGAAGUAUAAUGUAUAAAAAAGAUUGGAUUGCAUUCGUAAUUCAGGUUGGCAUGGUUAACAAGACCUAAUUACCAAGCUGGAUAUAAUAAACUAGGUCGAUCGUUUAGAAAUUAUACACUAACACGUGCAAGGACAAUAAAUUAAAUUUUACAUAUAGUCAGCGUGUAUUAGCGCGUCAUAUCUAGUAAAAAUACGUGAAAAUGGCUAUAUUUUGUUUUUAGAUUUUUGUAUGAGUAUACAUACCAUAAUUCUCCCACUUAUACAGUAUGUCAUAAUUUUCUUUAAGAUUGACACAACUGAGCUGACUUUAAUCAGUUUAGACUUUAGAUCAUAAAAUAGAUUAUAGUUAAUUACACAUGCAUGCAGUUGUUUGUCGCAUAACUCGCAUUACCAAGACUCCAACAAAUAGCUAUACGUCCGAGCACGCUUAUAGAACAACUCUUAUAAUUUAUAAAGCAAUCACAAGGAAACACACACAAGGAGAAAAAUCAUUGAAAAUGACAUUGGGAUAUACAUUAUAGGAUACAUGCACUUAUAAUACACAGUGAAAAAUCACUGAUGCAAUUCAUAUGCAGCGACGAACAAUAAAACAACUCAAUACACCAACAACAAGCAAAAGAAAUAAAAAAUUUCACAGUGUCAAUAUAACUAUUUAAAUCCUGCAUGACUUAAAAAAACCGUUUCACUGAGUUUCAUGUCUGCCUUGAAACAAAUUAAUUAUAAAUUUGAUUUCCAUUUGGUGGCAAUAAAAUUUGUCAAUCGAGAUAAGACAACCGUAUAUAAAAGACCUACAAUAAUCCACUAGCAAAUUUUUCACCUUAGUCAUUGUCCUAGUGUUCGGUUUAAAACAGUUUAAAGUCAAAAAACGAGCAAGUAACCAGUCACACAAACAAUUUACUUGCAAUUCAUGCGGGAGGUGGAAGUAUUCGAAUGCGAUCCAGGUUUGUUGUAGGAUAACUUUGAUAUAGUGAUCGAGGGAAAUUCAUAAGUGAUAUGUUGGUGAUAUUUUACGUGGCACUGCUGCCUUUGUUUGCUUUAUACUCUUCAUGUUAUCCGGUAACAGACACGGAUUCCAGCGAAGAGACGCUGAAUACAUCUCAGCCCGCGUUAGAUUGCAAUCAAGCAACUUUGCAGAAGCUAGAGACGCUAUGGAAAGAAAAACUUGAACAAUAUUAUACAUGGCUUGACAGUGACAGCAACGCGUUUCGUCAAUUCGGACCAUCUAUUUUCGAGGCGUCACGCGAAACAGAGAACGGUUGCGAACGCUACGAGGAAAACAAAAACGCUGAGACAUACGGAUGUUUUUCCAAAGAUUUCUUUUGUAGCGCCAAAAAGGUUGUUUUGAACAUAGACGCUGCGUACCGGCAUGUGAAAAAUUACAUAAAAAAGAACCAACCGUGGAGACAUCAUUUCCAAGUCCCGCCAGGUUAUCAACAAGGAGUGUGGGCAUCACCUUUAACAGAUGAUCUCAGAUGGGCAGUGAAGAUGAGAUGGCAUGACCCCAAACUUGCGUUCCUGACAAAAACCGAUAAUCAUGAGCAACUGACUAAUCAAACUCUUGAUCGGAUGUACUUCUAUUUGAAAACUAAUAACGUCGACGAAGUUGCAAGUUUAUUCCAACGGUAUCAAGAAUACGGAGUCGAAGAAAUCAUGGAUGAGCAGUGUGCAGAUAAAAAUGGAAAUCCGCUACCUUUACCAUGUAAGAUAGCAAUAGUUUUUGAUAGUAUAUCAGGGCUUGUGCGUGAUAACAAAGCAAUUGGAUGGGACGGGAGGAGUAGCCCACCUAGAACCCGUGAGGAACUAGCCAUACUUUAUCUUUUACAACCCCAGAUAUACAAAAUCAUGUCAAUGUCAGACACCAACAGGCAAGAAGUUAUCAAAUUUCGCUUGACAACAAUGUUUCGAAGUUUUUAUGAUAAUGCACUAGAGAAAAAAACCGAAAAAUUUAAAAAUCAUUUUGGAAAAUUCGAUAACAUUCAACCAAUCAUGAAACGCGACUGUAACGAAACGUACAACAACAACUUGGACGAACUAACUUGUUACCUUUCUGAAACUUUCAAACGCCUAAACGAACUGAAAAUUGCUCUAGGAACAAAUUAUGACAAGUGGGAAGAACCUAAGGCGAAAACUAGAAACGUGGUUGUUAUACUUUGGUUACUUUUAACCCCCAAGGCGUGCGAAUACAUUGAGCCAAAUGAAACGGAUCUGAUCAUUGCUCUUAAGAAACUUUUGGAAAUUUUCUAUCGUAAAAUUCAAGAAAAAGGCCUUACUAGUGUUAGGUAUAUCUUAAGCAUGCUGCCACCAGAAAACGAGAUCGGGCUGGACAGUAGCGUUGUUUGCCGGCCAACAUUUGAAGAGUUUGCUACAAAUGUUAAGUGCGCGUACACCAUAAUGAUGGAAAAUAUUAUUAUGUUUCUUGACGAUUUCCAAAGCAAAGAUGGGAAAAAGGUAAACAAGUUGGACAUGAGCAUUGACUAUAGGUACCGCUUAGAGCAAUUUAAGAUUUCCAGUAUACACGGCGCUGUUAUAAACACCAAGCUGGAGCUACAGAGCUCCUUACACGAAUUCUCGCGACAGAUAAGAGGUUAUUUUGAAGCGUCUAUAGAUAAUCGUUUUAAACACCUACGCGAUUACUUUACAAACGUAGCAAGCUUUGAUGAAGAAAUUACUCAGGCGGACACAAUAUUCAUAACAUCAAAGUUAGACGAGUUCGAGGCUACUGCUGCUCAUAUUGAGAAGCAACUAUUCUUCGAUGCGAAAUAUUUACAACAAGAUGCCUUGAUUGGCACAGCAAUUGACGCAACCUUCAUGUGGUUCAAGGCUGCUGCGCGCGCUGCUAGUGCCAUUUUUGACGCGAUAUCUGGUGAUUUUGGGGGAAUUGUUGAUGCAAUGGACGCAAUGGAUGAGGCAAUGCAAAGCACGCUACAAGCAGUUAAAGCUGCCGCAGUCAUUGAGCAAAUUAAGAUAGCCACAAGCACUUUUCAAGAUAUUCGCACAAAACUAACAAUAAACAGAGAGCAGCUAGAAAACACAAGGCGUAUAAUCAAUAAACUAAGUCUCAAGGACUAUGACAACGUAGAAUUUAAGAGACUUAGGGAUGAUUUCAUUAAGAGCUAUAACGACUAUACGCCGAUGGUAAAUGAAGCGGAAAUCGCAAAGUUAGACACAGCGUGGAACACAAUUAUAGACAAUUUAGAUGAUCAACUCAGUUCGUUGCAAACCGUAGCCGGAAUAUCAGCAACCAUGCACAAUCACGUGGAAAAUCAUGUUUUUAAAAUCCAAAUACUUGUCCCACAAUUGGAAGCGACGCUCAGCGCUCGUUUUGAAUAUCAAUUUGAUUUGAUGGAUAGUUUGGCUGGUACAAUGCGUGCUCAUAACUCCAUGCAAGCCGCAAAAAGUUUGAGUGAAGGCUUCGAAGAUCCUGAGAAACAAACUGAAACGUCCCUAGGAAUCGAAUUUGCGCUAGACAACAUUGCUUUAACCACGUACAUAAUUUCUCAGUUUCACCUGCUGCUCACACUAAAGCAAUAUUGCCAUUAUAUCACUUACGUCAACGUCGGUAUCCAGCCUGAAGCUUGCAAGAAAGCCUUAGCUACUUUAAAUAACGCGCAUAUCGAUGAAGCUCUGAGCUACCAGCCGCCCUCUUGCGACAUGAUCAAUGUUAAUUUAAAAAUCCCUACAUCUGAAACUGGCGAAACCGAAAACAUCAAUGUACGUCAUUUAAAUUCCGGUGAUAAAGUUCAAUUUCAAAUUCCCGAUUUUAAUUGGUUAAAAGAAAACGCAGACAUCUCCCCUGAGGACGAAAACAGCGGUCUUUAUGUUAAAAUGUUUGAAAUUUAUGUGAUGAAAAAUUCGAGCUAUAAAUUGAAUCGAACUUUACGUGUGGACAUUUCCGCUUCAGGCCCCGCCCGCAUUUCAAAUACCUCCGACGAGUUAAAGUACGAGUUGCGCCCUCGCUCGCGGGCAAAAUACAUUUUUGAAUACAAAGAAAACUAUGGGACUUGCAAAGGAGAGAUGAACCCAUACCAUGUAUGCACGCCUGGGCCUAAGCAACUUUGCGUUCAAAGCAGGGGUGCCAUUGAAAAUAAAAUUGGUCUCUAUCCCUCGAUCUAUAGUCCUUGGACCAUACAGCUUAAUAGAGCGAUAGGCCACGCUCCAAAACCCGAGGACACCAGGAAAUUGUUUCUUCAAGCUAAGCUAAAGUUGUGCAGAAAAAUAAUUGAUUCAGACACUAUUAAUAUCGAUGCUUCGGGUGACGUUGCUUCAGGAUCCGGAUGGAACAAUAAGUAUAAAAAACAUCGUCGAAUUAUUCGCUCACUUCUCGAACCGGAAACCCCAUCUUGUCCCCCCCAAAAAUAUUUUGAUCAGAGGUCAGGCCAGUUUGAGAAUUGUGCAGACGGGACACCGCAGCACUUUGGGUAUUAUUGCGGAUCCGUGUAGUAUAAUCACGUGUGGGUCUCCUUCAAUUAAUGCAAUGUUUGCUAUUUUGAUGUAUAUAUAUUAUAUCAGUUUGUAUGAAACCAAAUUAUGAAACCACUUUUUGCGUUUACGUGCUUCUUCCUAUUACUAGUAUUAGGCUAUAAGAGUGUGUAUUCAUUUUGAUCUUAUUUCGAUUAACUGUGUUUUUGUUGAUAUAUACUUGGGCCUGGCUGUAUAAUCUUCAAAAUAAAGUGAUUGCUAACAGCGUAACUAAUUAGGGGCUAUGCCUAUGGGUUAGAAAAAACUGAUAAACUAAAGUUAUAAACCCACUGUUUCGGUUUACUUUCUUCUUUCUUCGUUUCGAUACGAAUUUACUAAAAUGUUAUAUAAACUCGAUUUAACAGGCCGUUUGCUUGCCAGCAUGGUUUGAGAACUUUGACAACCCUAUGAUUAUAAUUAUAUAGGGUGAGCAAAAUUUUGUCGCUUCAAUUAAGGUGGUUCGAUAGGAAUGAAUAAUAUAAAGCAUAUUUUUCCCUUUUAAAACGUUUGACAAUGUAGAAAUGUUCUUCAUCGUAGGUCAUUGUACAGCUCUAGCGCUAACUCAUGAGUGCUGAAAAGCUUAUUCACCACAGUUUACCAGUGGGGAGGAAUCUGUGCUCAAAUAGGUUCCUAAAACAGACUUUGCGUUAAAUAUGCAUCUUCUGACGAAAUUCUACAUUGUCAAACUCAUUAGAGGGAAAAAAUAAG